This is a messenger RNA of Phytophthora sojae, 921 nucleotides long. RefSeq lists its product as hypothetical. The transcript is spliced from 3 exons. Bases 1 to 921 code for a protein of 306 amino acids. The record is from RefSeq and is a predicted model, not a curated record. Lineage: Eukaryota; Oomycota; Peronosporomycetes; Peronosporales; Peronosporaceae.
AUGGACGCGGGGCAGACCAAAGAUUUUCCUACGGUGUUGCCGAUGGAGAACAAUUACGGCUUGCCCAAGUACUUUGUGCGUCCGUGCUACCCGGUGUACUACGCCGUGAUUUUGACACUGCUCGAAAAGUUCGACAUCGUCACUGUGACUGGAACGCCUGGAUCGAUUAUGAAGAAAGCGGUUGUGUUCAGAGACGACGACAAGGUGGAAUCUUUUUGUGGAGAAGCGUACAUACCUAUCGGCCAAGCACACGACGAUGCUUUGGGGCGCAAGUCAGACUUGGUGUACCUGUACGAUGGACCGCCAAGAUAUGAACCAGAACGUCCGUCAAAGAUGGUAUGCUUCUCCAGCCCGAACGAACACUGGCUGAACAUGGCGUCCAAGAAGCCAGAGGCGACUAAGCUGUACAUGCCGCUGUGGGACGUGGAAGAACUGGUUGCUGCGGUGACCUCUCUUCGCCCCGAUUUGCUGGUGCCGCGCAAUGUGGUUGAAAGUCGUUUUGCCAUAUUUGGUGGUGUGGCUCGAUGCUGCCUCGCAGUAAACGAAGAAUUCGUCAAAGACAGGAUUGCGGAACUCGAGAAUGAUAUCAAUGGUAUCGACAAACUAUUUAACACCCAACGCAGUGGCCAGUUUUCCUUCUUUGAUCCCAAAGAUUUAUCCAGUGCUGCGCUACAAACGGGCUCGUGUCACAUUUUGCGCGCGUCUGCCUUUAACUCUAUUGACUUCUUCUACUAUCCGCUGCUCGAUGACAAAAAGUUUUGCAGGAAAAUCCUACUGUUCCAUACCGCCGAGGCCUCGAUUCGCCCUGUACAAGCAAAGGAUAUUGUGGAGAUACUGGAAUCUGCGGGCUUGUUGGGCCACGAAGACACGCCAAUGACUGUCGUCGCGCGAUCACCUUCAUCGACAAUCAUUCGUUGUUGA